This is a messenger RNA of Psilocybe cubensis, 678 nucleotides long. RefSeq lists its product as uncharacterized. Bases 1 to 678 code for a protein of 225 amino acids. The transcript is spliced from 2 exons. NCBI's taxonomy places the organism in Eukaryota, Fungi, Basidiomycota, Agaricomycetes, Agaricales, Agrocybaceae. The record is from RefSeq and is a predicted model, not a curated record.
AUGAAAUCAUUCACAUUUAUUCUCCUGUCCAUCAUUCUCGCGCAAGCCGCUCCAAUUACCAUCGUCAACCCCUCGCUCACCGAGAAAACACUCGGUAAUACCUUUGGCGCCUUGGACCUCAGAGCCGGCAUAAUCAAACGAGUAAUCUUUCCGAGACAAGAUCUAAGCGCCAACCUAUCAAACGAACCUGAUAGCGGAGAUGAUUUGAGUGCCGGCCUUUCCAGUGAACCCGACAGUGAUGGAGACUUGAGUGCCGGCCUUUCCAACGAGCCGAACGAUGACGGCAAUCUCAGUGCAGGCCUUUCAAACGAGCCAGAUGAUGAUGGUGACCUCAGCGCAGGCCUAUCCAACGAACCGGAUGAUGAUGGUGAUCUCAGUGCAGGCCUUUCCAACGAACCAGACGAUGAUGGAGAUCUAAGUGCCGGCCUCUCAAAUGAGCCAGACGAUGAUGGAGAUUUGAGCGCAGGCCUCUCGAAUGAACCAGACGAUGACGGUGAUCUCAGUGCAGGCCUUUCCAGCGAACCAGACGAUGACGGAGAUUUAAGUGCCAACCUUUCCAAUGAGCCAGAUGAUAGCGACGACUUGGGUGCGGCGCUCGGCGUGGGAGAUGACGACGAGAAUGAUGGUACAAGUCUCGCGGGGUUUGACCGUGGCUUAGAGGUGCUGAAGAUGCUCUAG